GAGACUAAAAUAGGGUCAGUAUUGGUAACUAGGGUCGAUAUUGUGUGGCUUUGCAUAGUUCAGGUGUCGGUUGGCCCUGUUUAUUUUUUCUCUGUAGGAAAAAAGAUUCCAAAAGUGCACAGGGAUCGCGGUCUCCGUGAGAUGGGAAGGUUUCCCUUUUAGGUCUUGAAAUAAGGAGAGGGUUAAAUAUCCAUGGUUAAAUAGUCUCAAGAAAGAAAGAAAAAGAAAGAAAGAAAGAAAAGAGGGAAGGAAGGAAGGACCCAAACUAUGUAUUUUAGGAUAGAGCAUACCUUUUGUUUUGCUUUUUUAAAUGCCAUUUACCCUUUCCUUUUCCUCUCCCCGUGAUAAGCCAGUAAUAAGACAUAAGAGACAGACUUGAAGUUCCGUCUCUUCUUUCUGAAAUACUGCUACUUCUGGGUGAGAGAUUUGAAGAUUGUUUUGGGCAGCUGUGGCAUAUCACCAAGAAAGGAAUCCGUCCCUUCUUUUUUUGUGUGUGUGUGUGCCUUUUCUCUUGAUUUUGGCCACUUACAAUAUUGUGUAAACAAUUAAUGGAGAAAAAAAUAUUGUCUUUCAGAAAGCCAGGGUUGUGACCAAAAGAGUACACAAUUGCCUGCAUUUAGAUGAGUUAAUCAACACCUGAAAAGGGAUGCUUCUUUCAGAGGUUAAGGUCGUGAAAGGCAGCUGAAUUGUGUUAGGCGUCCUCUAGCUGGGCCAUGUCAUCUAUAUUGCCUUUUACCCCGCCGGUUGUGAAGAGAUUGUUAGGGUGGAAGAAGUCUGCCAGUGGUUCAGGAGGAGCCGGUGGAGGCGAGCAGAAUGGACAGGAAGAAAAAUGGUGUGAAAAAGCAGUGAAAAGUUUGGUCAAGAAGCUCAAGAAGACGGGUCAAUUGGACGAGCUUGAAAAAGCCAUCACUACCCAAAACUGCAAUACAAAAUGUGUUACAAUACCAAGCACUUGCUCUGAAAUUUGGGGACUGAGUACACCAAAUACGAUAGAUCAGUGGGAUACAACAGGCCUAUACAGCUUCUCUGAACAAACCAGGUCUCUUGAUGGCCGCCUCCAGGUGUCCCACCGCAAAGGGUUGCCGCACGUCAUUUACUGCCGCUUGUGGCGCUGGCCUGACCUCCACAGUCACCACGAACUUAAGGCCAUUGAAAACUGUGAAUAUGCUUUUAAUCUUAAAAAGGAUGAAGUGUGUGUCAAUCCCUACCAUUACCAGAGAGUGGAGACUCCAGUUUUGCCUCCUGUUCUGGUGCCACGACACACCGAGAUUCUGACGGAACUCCCACCUCUGGAUGACUAUACUCAUUCCAUUCCUGAAAACACUAACUUUCCCGCAGGAAUCGAACCCCAAAGCAAUUACAUACCAGAAACACCACCUCCUGGCUACAUCAGCGAAGAUGGGGAAACAAGUGACCAGCAGUUGAACCAAAGCAUGGAUACAGGAUCGCCGGCAGAGCUGUCUCCCAGUACUCUCUCUCCUGUCAAUCACAGCCUAGACUUGCAGCCGGUCACCUAUUCGGAGCCGGCCUUUUGGUGUUCGAUAGCAUAUUACGAACUCAACCAGAGAGUGGGCGAAACGUUCCACGCAUCGCAGCCUUCGCUGACCGUCGACGGCUUCACGGACCCCUCCAACUCGGAGCGAUUCUGCCUAGGGCUGCUCUCCAACGUCAACCGGAACGCCACGGUGGAGAUGACAAGACGGCACAUAGGAAGGGGAGUGCGCCUGUAUUAUAUCGGUGGCGAAGUUUUUGCCGAGUGCUUAAGCGACAGCGCAAUCUUCGUGCAGAGUCCCAACUGUAACCAGAGAUACGGCUGGCAUCCGGCAACUGUGUGCAAAAUCCCGCCGGGUUGCAACCUGAAGAUCUUCAACAACCAGGAAUUUGCUGCUCUCCUGGCUCAGUCUGUGAAUCAGGGCUUCGAAGCCGUGUACCAGCUCACCCGGAUGUGCACCAUCAGGAUGAGCUUCGUCAAAGGAUGGGGAGCGGAGUACAGGCGCCAAACGGUCACCAGCACCCCCUGUUGGAUCGAGCUGCACCUGAACGGGCCUCUCCAGUGGCUGGACAAAGUAUUGACUCAGAUGGGUUCCCCCUCAGUGCGAUGCUCCAGCAUGUCGUAAUCUCGGCGGGCUCAGAAGAACGGAAGUCCUGGCAAUCAACUCGCGCGUGGUCUCCAUGAACUGUUUUUCCUAUCCAAAAAAAAAAAAAAGUUCUGAGAGAGAGAGAGAGAAAGAAAGAAAGAGAGAGAGAGAGAGAGGGAGGGAGAGAAAGCACUUGAGAAUGUCAUGAAUUUUCAAGCACCUUGUGGAUUCUGUUUCCUAUACUCUGAUACUAGGUGAAACGUUAGUGUAUAGAAACACCUCCUCCCCAAGGAGGGACAUUUAAAGACUUUAAUGGUGGGUUUUUAUUAUUAUUAUUAUUAUUGGGUACAUAUAAAUCCAGUAUCCUCCAGGUUUACCAGUAACGUGGACAGUACAGUUAGUAAUAGGUCAGGAAGCCUGGGCAAAGGAAGGUGGCAGUUACAGAGAUCCAGCUCUCAGCGGGCAUCUCCUAAAAAAGCCUAAAUACUUGGUUCGCCAUAUUGUUGUUGUUUUUUUUAUAUAUAUUUUUGUAUACAUAUCGGUUGCGUGUAUGUGUGCGUGUGUGUGCGUGCGUGUGUGUGUGUAUGCAGGCUUUUCACUGCCCCAGGAGAAACAUUUGCCAAAGGAAGCCUCCAGUUCCCUUAUCUUGAAAUUAAGAUUAAACUUGGGGGUUUGAUUCCCCUGGAACCUCGCGGGGACCGGACGUGUUCCAAAUAAAGUGGAAUUCCUCCCCUUUCUCACGCCUCGGAUCGCCAACGAUCCGGUUUCGAUCAUUGGGACUCAUCCUGUCCCAUCAGCCAGUGCAUCUGCGGCUGGCCAUCCCUGCCGGAGUAGUGUAGUACAGUGUUUCCCAAACUUGACAAUUUUAAGGCAUGAGGACUUCAACUCCUAGAAUUCCACAGCCAGCAACGCUGGCUGUGGAAUUCUGGGAGUUGAAGUCCUCAUGCCUUAAAAUGGUCAAGUUUGGGAAACACUGGUGUAGUAGUAAGCCGGUUUGGUUUCCAACAACCAGUGAGCCAAUCAAGUUUUCUCCUAAGUGGUGAAUCAGUCAGCUUCUCUCCCUCACCUCCUGCUCCUUCCAAGACACAAAUGUCACUUAUUAUCCCUUAGUAGUAGUAGAUUUUCAAACCUUACUCAAGAGGGACAGGAGGAUACCCUCAGAGUAGCUACACCUUGAUCAUUCUCGACCAGGAUAAAAAGAGAAGGGCUGGGGUGUUGUUUUCUUUAAAUGCCUCCAUCAGCAGGUUAAGGGGACCUGCAAAGCCUGCACACACACACACACACAAACCCCUGGAAAUAGUGUUGUUGUUGUUUUUUUUUUUAAAUGACA
This is a messenger RNA of Crotalus tigris (Tiger rattlesnake), 3408 nucleotides long. RefSeq names its product mothers against decapentaplegic homolog 2. Gene Ontology annotation, cellular component: heteromeric SMAD protein complex. Gene Ontology annotation, molecular function: I-SMAD binding; RNA polymerase II cis-regulatory region sequence-specific DNA binding; DNA-binding transcription factor activity, RNA polymerase II-specific. Gene Ontology annotation, biological process: SMAD protein signal transduction; BMP signaling pathway; regulation of transcription by RNA polymerase II. The coding region runs from base 714 to 2117 and encodes 467 amino acids. NCBI's taxonomy places the organism in Eukaryota, Metazoa, Chordata, Lepidosauria, Squamata, Viperidae. The record is from RefSeq and is a predicted model, not a curated record. The transcript is spliced from 11 exons.